AUGAGUGGCGAUGCACGGGAUGCUCCAGUGGCGGCUCUGGCUGCAGAUGCCUCGGCCAAAGACCAGCAGCAGGAGCAGCUUCCGCUGACCGCCCUCCUUGCUUCACCCACGGCGUCGCGCCCGUUUUCACAGCACCGCCAGUCGACAGCGGCGUCGUCGCGGAUGCAGUACCGCAGCCACCCCGUGUCGGUGGCCGUGGACCCUGUCUCGCUCGUGAUAUCCGAGUGCAUCAACAUCACGUCGGCGAUCCAGAAGCAGGCGCACUUCCAGCAUCUAUCGGUGUCGGCCAUCCUCGGUGGUGGCUCGCCGAAUGUGGGCACGAGCUCGUUCAAGCUCGGGGCUUCGGCCGAGACGUCAGUCCGGCGCAAUGGCCAUCGCACAGCGCCAUCUCCGGGAGCCAAGCGGGGGGCAGCCGGAAGUGGUCCGGACGUUGAUUUCGGCCCGGCCAACCGUUGGGGCCUGCGUGGGAAGAAGGGGAAGAGCAUGGCGGACAACCCGCUGAUCUCUGGCUUCGGUCGGCUACGACAGGAGCUGGCAGGCGUCAAAGAUAUACACAGCUUCGAUUCGCUCAUGCUCCUGUACCCAUUCCUGCAAAUCAUCCAGGCAAAGGGUACCGCGGCACCCAUCACGAUCCUCUCGCUGCGGGCGGUCCGGAAGUUCCUCUCGUACGGAUUCAUAUGUCAAGAGUCGCCUCGGUUUGCCUUGGCCAUGCAAGCACUGUCACAGGCCAUCACGCACUGCCAGUUCGACAUUAGUGACAGCGCGCAGGAAGAGGUGGUGCUGUUGAUGAUACUCAACCUGAUGGAGGACAUGCUGUCAGGGCCAGGUGGCGAUAUUCUGAGCGACGAGAGCGUCUGCGACAUGAUGGGCCGUGGCCUGACGAUCUGCUCGCGACCGCGCUUUUCUGAGGUGCUCCGGCAGACGGCCGAGGCGACGAUGGUGCGGAUGUGCCAGAUCAUCUUUGAGGACCUGAAGCACCUGGAAGAAGAGGCUGGCGAGGAGGAUGACGCGCUGGACAAGCAGACCGACGCGGACAUGGACACGGUCAAGAUGGAUCCGGCUGCCGAUGCGAGCGCGUCUUCGCUGUCGUUGCGGCCUGCUGUUGCAGCUGCUCUCCCGACAGCACAUGGCGGCAACGACAGCAGAAGCAGCAACGAUGUCGGCUCGUCAGCUUCGUCUGGAGACAGCAAGGACAAGCUGCUCGUGGCCAAUGCACCCAGUGGAGACAUUGGACAGGGGCGGCUGUCCAGCGAGACACAGAGCGACGACGCGGACGAGAAGAGCACAGCGUCGGGUUCGUCUGAGAGCUCCGAGUCGAUAGACCUGCGGCCAUAUUCGCUGCCGUCGGUGCGGGAGCUGUUCCGCGUGCUUGUGGACUUUCUGGACCCGAACCAACGCACGCAGCAGCCGGACACGAUGCGGGUGAUGGCUUUGCGGAUCAUCCACGUGGCGCUGGAGGUUGCAGGGCCGUCGAUCGCGCGGCAUCCGGCGCUAGCAGCAGUGGCACAGGACCGGCUCUGCUGCUACCUCUUCCAGCUGGUGCGGUCGGACAACAUGGCGAUCCUGCAGGAGUCGCUGAUCGUGGCAUCGACGCUGCUAUCGACGUGCCGCGGGGUGUUGAAGCUGCAGCAGGAGCUGUACCUGGCCUACGUGAUCGGCUGCCUGCAUCCGGCAGUGGAAAUUCCGCGGGAAGCCAACAUCGACCCGUCGUUGUACGAGGGCAUUCCACAGGCACCAAAGCUGGUCAAGGCACCACCACCGUCGCAGCCGGGCAGCAGACAGCCAACACCAGUGCCGAUCAAGGACCGGCAGAAGCUGGGAAUGGAGGGCGGGACGCGCAAGCCGGAGGCACGACAGGCGAUGGUGGAGAACAUCGGCGUGCUGGCGCGGAUGCCGACGUUCAUGGUGGAGCUGUUUGUCAACUACGACUGUGACACGGAUCGGGUGGACCUGUGCGAGGACCUGAUCGGGCUGCUGUCGCGAAACGCGCUGCCAGACUCGGCGACAUGGAGCACGACGAGCGUGCCACCACUCUGCCUGGACGCGCUGCUACGCUACAUCCAGUUCAUGGCACAGCGGCUGGACGAGCCGGCCGUCACGGACGGCUACCCAGACGCAGGUGAGCUGCGGGAGGCACGGGCGCGCAAGAAGGUGAUCGUGCGGGGCGCCAACAAGUUCAACGAGAGUCCCAAGGGCGGGCUGGCGUAUCUGCACGACAAGGGCAUCAUCGCAGACCUGGGCGACCCGGUGCUGGUGGCACGGUUCCUCAAGGGCACGUCGCGGGUGUCGAAGAAGGUGCUGGGUGACUACCUGUCGAAGCGCGGCAACGAGCCGGUGCUGGAGGCGUUUAUGGCGCUGUUCGACUUUGAGGGCAAGCGGGUGGACGAGUCGCUGCGGAUGAUGCUUGAGACGUUCCGGCUGCCGGGCGAGGCGGCGCUUAUCGAGAGGAUCGUCAGCUCAUUUGCGGAGCGGUACUGCUCGGGGACGAUUCCGGCCGAUGUGGCCGACAAGGACGCAGUCUUCAUCCUGACGUAUGCCAUCAUUCUGCUGAACACGGACCAGCACAACCCGAACGUGCGGACGCAGAAACGGAUGACGGUGACGGACUUCUCGCGCAACCUGCGGGGACAGAAUGGGCGGCAGGACUUUGCGGCCGAGUAUCUGCAGGACAUCUACGACUCGAUCAAGUCGAACGAGAUCAUCCUUCCGGAGGAGCACGAGAACAAGCACGCGUUCGACUAUGCGUGGCGCGAGGUGCUGCUCAAGGCCGGCUCAGCCGGGCCGCUGAUUGUGUGUGACACCAACAUCUACGACGCUGACAUGUUUGCGACGACGUGGCGGCCGAUUGUGGCGACGCUGUCGUACGUCUUCAUGUCGGCCACAGAUGACACCGUCUUCAGCCGAGUCAUCCAGGGCUUCGACGAGUGCUCGCGCAUUGCGUCGCGCCACGGCAACACGGCCGCGCUGGACCAGAUUGUCUACUGCCUCAGCCUGAUGAGCACGCUCGCCCAGGAGGUGCAGCUUAACACGAGCCUCAACACAGAGGUGCAGGUUGAUGAUGCGAGCGUCAUGGUCAGCGAGCUGGCCGUCAAGUUGGGCCGCAACUUCCGCGCCCAGCUAUCGACACUGGUGCUCUUCCGCGUCGUGCGUGACAACGAGCCGGUGUUGCGGAUGAGCUGGAAGCACGUCGUGCGCAUCUGGCUCAACCUGUUCCAGAAUUCGCUCAUUCCCGCCUUCUUUUCGAGCGAGCAGCCCGGCCGGCUCGACCUGCCGUCCAUUCCGCUGCAGAGCCCCGGCCAGGUGAUCGACCGCGGCAACAAGCAGGUCGACAACGGCUUCUUCUCGGCCUUUACGUCGUACAUUUCCAGCUACGCGGCCGACGACCCGCCCGAGCCGUCGGACGAGGAGCUCGAGAGCACGCUGUGCGCCAUUGACUGCGUGAAUGCGUGUCACGUGGGCGACAUUUUCGCCAACAUAGCCAACCUCUCGGGCGACAGCCUCGAGGCCCUGGUGGACGCGCUGCUGGAUCAGAUUCCGGAAGAUAACGGCUCGGAGGUGGUGAUCAAGGUCAAGGCCGAGAACGUGCCGCCGACAUCGCCGGCGAACAACAUCAAGACAGGCAGCACGCCGGCCUACGAUCCGGCACCGGUCUACCUGCUGGAGCUUUGCACUGUACUGGCGCUUCGGGACGCAGACUCAGUCCAGCUGGUGGGCAAGCGCGUCGUGGAUGCGCUUCAGGAGAUGCUCCGCGAUGUCGCCCGCUUUCAUCCCAUCCUGAUCGGCCGGGCCACCUACUAUCUCUUCACCCUACUACGGGCAAGCUAUGACUAUGACUUUGUGCGCGUGCCGGUGCUUCUGCACGCCGUGUCGAGCUUCUCCGAGGAGAACCUCAAGGCCACGUCGGCGGUCGUGCUCAAGGGCCUGAAGCUCAACAUCUCCGAGCCCGGGCCAUUGCGCAGCGAGAUCAUGACGUCGCCCGACUUUUGGGCCAUUCUCGGGACGCUCGUCGGCUACGAGGAUUCCGCGCCUACCGUGUUUGAGAUUCUCGAGAGCGGCGUCAGCGGCUCGCCGCCGGCCAUCCUGGCCGACAACUACGAGGCAGCUAUCAUCCUGUGCAACAAGUUUGCCACGGCAGCCAGCGUGGGGGCUGCGGCUGAACAGGAGCUGGACCGGAAGCUGCGGCGGAACAACCGGGCACCCAAGCCGGAGAAGGCCAGCGAGAACGCGACGGUGCAACGAGGCAUCAAGACCAUCAACAUCAUCUACAACAUCACGUCACGCAUUCCCCAUCUGAUGAAGCAGUCGCAUCUAGAGAGCAAUGAGGCCUGGUCGGCCUACUGGCUUCCCAUCUUCCAGGCCCUCACUACGCAAUGCACAAACCCGUGCCGCGAGGUGCGCCACCUGGCCUUCUCGUCGCUGCAGCGCUCGCUGCUCUCGCCAGAGCUGACGUCGAGCGACCACCGCGAGUGGACGGCCAUCUUUAGCGAGGUGCUGUUCCCGUUAAUCCUCAAGCUGCUGCGGCCCGAGGUGUACACGUCUGACCGUGACGGCAUGAGCGAGACGCGCGUACAGGCAGCGUCGCUGCUGUGCAAAGUCUUCCUGCAGUAUCUCGUGCUGCUGUCGGAUUGGGAUGGCAUGCUGGACCUGUGGCUCAAGAUUAUCGAUAUCAUGGACCGGCUGAUGAACAGCGGCCAGGGCGACAGCCUGGAAGAGGCUGUACCUGAGAACCUCAAGAACGUGCUGCUGUUCAUGGCCAGCAGCGGCUAUCUGGUUCCUCCGAGCAAGGACGCAUCCAAAGAGGAGCUCUGGGUGGAGACGUGGAAGCGCAUCGACCGCUUCCUGCCCGACCUGAAGAGCGAAAUUGCGCUGGACGAGCCGGAACAAACAACGCCUGCGGUAAAGCCGAGCGAUGUGGCCGAGGCGCCGACAGACGAAGAGCCUGUAGUAGAGGCAGAGGCAGAGCCUGCAGUAGAAGGAACGGAAGUAUUAUCAUAG
Grosmannia clavigera kw1407 is the source of this 4995-nucleotide messenger RNA. Its product is annotated as guanine nucleotide exchange factor. The coding region runs from base 1 to 4995 and encodes 1664 amino acids. The record is from RefSeq and is a predicted model, not a curated record. The transcript is spliced from 5 exons. NCBI's taxonomy places the organism in Eukaryota, Fungi, Ascomycota, Sordariomycetes, Ophiostomatales, Ophiostomataceae. Gene Ontology annotation, molecular function: guanyl-nucleotide exchange factor activity. Gene Ontology annotation, biological process: regulation of ARF protein signal transduction.